Molecule: messenger RNA, 1475 nt
Organism: Drosophila montana
Lineage: Eukaryota; Metazoa; Arthropoda; Insecta; Diptera; Drosophilidae
Product: acyl-coenzyme A diphosphatase NUDT19
Exons: 6
Coding region: 28-1158 (376 amino acids)
Cellular component (GO): mitochondrion
Molecular function (GO): hydrolase activity, acting on acid anhydrides, in phosphorus-containing anhydrides
Source: RefSeq, a predicted model, not a curated record
AUAAAAACAAAACAAAAAAAGUAUUAAAUGGAAAAUAAAGUAAAGCAGCCGAGUGCAAAAAAUGCGAGCACUAGAUGGCGUACCUCGGCGAGCCUAAUUUUGGUGGCGCCAGCAGCAGCAGCUAGCGAGGAUUACAAUCUAUUAAUGCUGAAGCGCAGCGAGGCCACGGCCAUAGCGGACAAUCAAACUGUUUUUCCUGGCGGCCUACUGGACGUGGAGGGGGAUGAGAGCGUCGCCUGGCUGGAGUAUUUUGAGCAGUUUGGCGUGUCCCAAGAGGCGCUGCGUAGCCUGAUACUCAUCAGUGAUCAUAGGCCAGGAAUAUUGGCACCCCAAGGCAACGGUUGCUACGAUCGCUUUUUUAAACGCUCCAAAAUUUGGGCACGGGAAAUUACGCUACGCUUGACGGCGUUGCGUGAGUGUUUCGAGGAGGUGGGCAUUCUGCUCUGCCGCAGCCGUACGCAACUGAAUCAACUGGAUGCAGUGGCUCUGACAGCGCAGUUUCAGCGGGAGCAGCAGCACUUCGAUCGUGAGACCUGGCAGCGACGUGUGCAUAAUAAGCCCAGUGAAUUUUUAGAGCUGUGCCGUGAACUGCAAGUGGUGCCGGAUUUGUGGGCCCUACACGAGUGGUCCGCCUGGGCGAGUCCAGCGAUUGUCAAAAAAGGCCAUGAAACGGUUUUCUUCAUGGUAUUUUUGGACAACCAGCCUAUCCUGCUCGCAGAGCCUACUGAGGUCAAGGAGUGCUUGUGGCGCACUCCAGUCGAUUUUUUGUGUAUGUACCAGCACGGGGAACUCUGGCUUAUGCCACCACAAAUCUAUGAGCUCUCGCGUCUGAUAGCUAUCCCGAAUUACCAGAAACUGCUGCAAUUUGCAGCGCAGCGUAGCCAAUUGGGCACUACUUUGUUUUUACCGGUUGGUUACAAUUGCAGCGAUGGCAUGGUGUUUGCUCUGCCAGGCGAUGAACUCUAUGUCGCCGAGCCGCACUUGGCCACUGAACCCAUUUCCUUUCCGGGCACUGCUGACGAGCUGCGUGCGCGCUCCACUUGCUUGCAUCGUUAUGAGUUUACUGGACCAACUGUUUGUAGAGUACAUUUAAAUAUUAUAACUCCGAAUGGUCAUCUGCCGCCACAGAAUCUGCCAAACCCGCUGCACAAGCUUUAGGCGUCACUUAGCAGCUUCGCGUUAACGUUGCUGAAAAGUUUAAUAACUUUUUGAGCUGAAUAGUAAAAGAGUGAAGGGACACAUGCCGUUGCAAAUUACGUUCAGUUUUGAAUUGAUCAUCAGGACAAGUUUAGUCAAAAGGUAGGCAAAUUAAAAAUAAACAAUUUUUGUUUAACGUUGUAUAUAAAGAACUGGUAUAGGGCUUGUAAAUAUUAGUAUAUUCAGUCGGUCACAGGAAUUAGAACUUACAUUUAGCAUUGUCGUAUAUUUUCAAAUUCGUUUCUAUUGUAAAAUUUUGAGUGUUUAACUUAUUAUUU